Messenger RNA from Rotaria sordida, 993 nucleotides. NCBI's taxonomy places the organism in Eukaryota, Metazoa, Rotifera, Eurotatoria, Philodinida, Philodinidae. The record is from the annotation of a GenBank genome assembly.
AUGUUUCAGCGACGUAUUCUUUGUGGUAUACAACCAUCGAAUGUUCCACAUAUUGGAAACUAUUUAGGUGCAAUUAAAAAAUGGAUCGAUUUACAAAAUAGUGGCGAUAAUUUAAUUGUUAUGUUAGCUGAUUUACAUGCUGUUACUAUUCCACGUGAACCUGAUGCAUUGCGGAAAUCAACCUUAGAAACAGCUGCAUCGUUAAUCGCUUGUGGUAUAGAUCCAAAACGAAGUAUUAUCUAUCGACAAUCGGAUCUUCAUCAUCAUACUCAAUUAUCUUGGUUACUUGGUACAUUGACUACAGUUCAAAAAGUUGGUCAUAUUCCAACAUAUAAAUCAAAAGUCAAAGAUGAAACUUCAAUACCCUUAGGUCUUUUUCUCUAUCCAAUUUUACAAACAGCUGAUAUACUUCUAUUCAAAACAACACAUUUACCUAUUGGUGAAGAUCAAAUUCCACAUUUACAAUUAUGCACUUAUAUGAUUGAAAAAUUCUAUCAUUAUUAUAAACAAAAUAUAUUUCCUGUUCCACAAAUGAUGGCUACUGAAACUACUCGUAUACGAAGCCUUCGUCAUCCUGAACAAAAAAUGUCUAAAUCUGAUUAUGAAGAACGUUCACGUAUUGAUAUAAUGGAUGAUGAAAAAAUGAUUCAAGAACGUGUAAUGAAAGCUUUAACAGAUUUUAAUGCUCAAGUUUCUUAUAAUCGUGAACAAAGACCAGGUGUAUCAAAUUUAAUUGAUAUCUAUGCUGGUAUAACUAGUCAAUCAAUUGAAAGUAUUGUUAAUGAAGCACAACAAAAUAAUCAUAAUACUGGUCAAUUUAAAAAACGUCUUGCAGAAAUAAUUGUUGAACAUUUUCGUUCAAAACGUCUCGAAUAUUUAAAAUUAAUGAAUGAUCGUACAUAUCUUUUAAAUAUUCUAGAUGAUGGACGUAAACGUGCUAAAGAAAUAGCUGAUAAAACAUUAAAUGAAGUGAAACAUAUAAUGGGUUUUUAG